GUCGGCAACAUCCCCUAUGACUAUACCGAAGAACAGCUCAUUGAUAUAUUCAAGCAAAUCGGGCCAGUGAGCAAUUUCAAGCUAGUGUUUGACAAUGCAACUGGGCGCUGUAAAGGCUAUGGUUUUUGCGAAUUUCUUGACGCUUCAUCAGCCCAGUCUGCCGUCAGGAAUCUCGAUGGAUAUGAUAUAGGAAAUCGGCAAAUCAGAGUCGCUUACAGUGAUCACGGAGGCGGCGGCGGCGGCGGAGGAGGCGGAGGAGGACUCACAGCAGAAGAUGCUAUUUCCAAGACUCUACAAGCAAUCCCACCCAUGCAACUCCUUGAUAUUGUGACACAAUUCAAGCAGCUUGCCACUGGAAAUCCCGCCCAAGCAGAACAUCUGCUUCAACAAUCGCCACAGCUGUCCUAUGCUGUGCUACAAGCUUUGCUCCUCAUGAAUCUCGUUGAUGCAGGUGUCUUGACGCGCGUGAUUGCUGGUGGUCCUGGCGUACCUCCACCCGCCACGUCAACGCCUGUCCAGCAAGUACCUGUUGCUGCUCAAGCAGAUCCACGGCUUGCGAGAACAUCUGCACCACCACUUGCACAGACACACUCGCCUGCACCUGCAGGAGCCGCAGCAUCACGGCCACAAACAGCAUCACCAGCGAUGCCUGUCCAAGCUGGACCUAUCGAUCCACAAAAGGAGUAUCUGGCUCGUCAAAUUAUGAGCAUGACGGAUGCGCAAAUUCAAGCCUUUCCAGCAGAUCAAAGGACACAAAUUUUGUUUGUCAGGAAGCAAAUACAAGAUGGUACUUUUUCUAUGGCUGCUUGA
Messenger RNA from Protomyces lactucae-debilis, 810 nucleotides. RefSeq lists its product as uncharacterized. The annotation marks the transcript as partial. Gene Ontology annotation, biological process: mRNA 3'-end processing. Gene Ontology annotation, molecular function: mRNA binding. The record is from RefSeq and is a predicted model, not a curated record. NCBI's taxonomy places the organism in Eukaryota, Fungi, Ascomycota, Taphrinomycetes, Taphrinales, Protomycetaceae. The transcript has 2 exons. Gene Ontology annotation, cellular component: mRNA cleavage and polyadenylation specificity factor complex.